Anguilla anguilla (European eel) is the source of this 3269-nucleotide messenger RNA. Its product is annotated as hepatocyte cell adhesion molecule. The coding region runs from base 132 to 1397 and encodes 421 amino acids. The record is from RefSeq and is a predicted model, not a curated record. The transcript has 7 exons. NCBI's taxonomy places the organism in Eukaryota, Metazoa, Chordata, Actinopteri, Anguilliformes, Anguillidae.
GAAAGAGCCAGUGUUGGCCGGCCCCAGGACUCAGGAGCUGCACUGUGCUGUGCUGUGCGUUUCCAGGGACGUGCCCUGAGUGGACAAAUCAUGCUAAUUGUCUGGGAGAGAAACCCAGCGCUAGACCCAAGAUGAAGGCAGAGAGAGAGGCUUCCUCAAAAGCGUUGCCUGUCGCUGCACUUUUGCUCAAAUUGUGCCUUCUCCUGUUCUCUCUAUCAGACGGUGUCCAAGGCGUGAACAUCACCAGCCCAGGGUCCCUGAUUCGGGGCACUCUGGGCGGGGAGGCCCUGCUCUCGGUCCGCUACUCCAGUACCAGCGCCGACCAGCCCGUCAUCAAGUGGCAGCUGAAGAGGGACAAGCCCGUGACGGUGGUGCAGUCCAUCGGCUCGGAGAUCAUCGGGAACCUGCGGCCAGAGUACCGCGACCGCAUCCUGAUCUACGACAACGGCACCCUGCUCCUGCACAACCUCAAGCUCUCCGACGAGGGGGCCUACGAGGUGGAGAUCUCCAUCACCGAUGACACCUUCACCGGCGAGAGCAGCGUCAACCUCACCGUGGAUGAGCCGGUGUCUAGACCCUACGUCCACAUGGUGGCCUCCACAGUGCUAGAGCUGAGCGAGCACUUCACCCUCAACUGUUCCCACGAAAACGGGACCAAGGCCAUCUACAGCUGGCUGAAGGGAGGGAAGCCGCUGGCCAAUGACUCGCGCCUGCAGCUGUCUCCAGACCAUAAGAUCCUGACCAUCGCGCGGGUGCUAAUGUCUGACGACGACAUCUACAGCUGCUCGGUGGAGAACCCCAUCAGCAGCAUGAAGAGUCCGCCCGUCAAACUCACCGUCUACAGGCGGAGCUCACUUUACAUCAUCCUCACCACCGGGGGCAUCUUCCUCCUCAUCACCCUGGUGACGGUCUGUGCCUGCUGGAAGCCCUCCAAAAAAAAAAAACGCCAGAGAGACAUGCAGAGUUCCUCAGAGAGUCCAUGCCAUAAUGAAGCCAAGCAUGAGGUUGAUGUUGUACCAAAAAUGACAGAUCAUGAACGGAGGAACCCAGUGGCCCUGUACGUCCUCAAGGAACAGGAUUCCCCCGAGAGGGAGAAUGGGUCACCGUGUAACUCUCGCAGCCCCUCGGAGCCCAGCAGCCCACCGAGCUACAUCAGCUCUCUGCCCCCUUCCUCAUGUUCCCCAGACCCCCCAGCCCGCUCCUCCCGCAGGUACCCCCGAACCCCAGCCAGCUCCCCGCCUUCCCUCCAUCACAAGUCCCACGGCCACUCCGCUACCUCCCCCCCUCACCCCCGUGGUUCAGGUCGUGUGCCCCGCUUGCCAGUGGGUGUGCCCACGGUCCACCAAACGGAUGAACCAGCCCCCUCCUUAGAAAGCGCUUCCCAGACGCAGACCUAACUACCCUCUGAUGUUCCGCCCUUACCUUUCAUCAAACUCCAUUUCCCAUAGGCCCCUCGUCCAGUGGCACUGCAGAAACAUGUCCUCCUGCAUUUCUGUUUGACUGUUCACAAAUGUGCAUAAAGCCAAUUUAUGGUUCCAAGAACGUUCCCGGAAUAUCAAUGUAAAUGUUAUGAUGUAUAUAACUGGCUUCCUAGAUAUUCCUUCAACAUCAUUUGACACAAAAAAAACAAUUGCAGGAACAUUUAGAAUGCUAUUCAGUUCUGUUGUUUCAAUUAAAGGAGAAAUUGAAUGAUUUAUUGUUAUACAUAUUCAUUUUAUUCUGUAUGUUUUUUCCAACAAAAAAGAAAUAUGGCACUUCAGUAUCUCAAUUCAGAACAUUAUAAACAUUGUAGAAACAACAAGUACCCAUAAUGUUUUUGAAAUAACUAAAUAAUAAUUAUCAGGCGAUUUUACCAAUAUAGGGAAAUGACACAUUUAUGAUUUUUUUUUUUUUUUGUGAUUUUACGGAACAAUAAAAUACUUUUUAAGACUACUUGAGAAAUGAUAACUCACCAAAUGGGAAUGUAACUGGAAUGUUCCUCAUUCUUCAUGAAAUGUUGCUGAUAGAUGGGUAAGAGUGAAACUGUAAGGAUGAGAAGCAGCUGCCCUUGUUCAUUUGGCUGUAAUCUAAUGUCAAAAUUAAUUUUAAAGGAUCCCAGGGUAUCUGACUCCACUACACAUCCCAGAAUGUUAUUCUACACAAUAAAUUAAUCUGUGUGUGAAACAAAUAUUUUCUGGUGUUAAUGUGAAAUGUAUGUAUGUACCUGUUUUUUUGAUUGUUUGAUAAGUUUACUUUAGGAACAAUAAAUUCAGACACUAUCACUGCAGCAGGUGUGUUUCAGCCUCAGACCUGUCUAUAUAUACAUUCUAUAUAUUAUUGUUUAAACCCCUCUGUUCAGCUGAAUGGGAGGGGCUAAUUGUACAAAAAGUGCUCUCUUCCAAUUGGUCCUGUGACUUUGAACUGGACCAAGACUACCGCAUAUGAUUUUCUUGAAACAUAUGGAAAUUUAUUUUUUCCUUGCUGUAUCUGUAAUAGGAUUUAUUAAAAAUAGGUCACUUUCUAUCUACAUAAAUAAAUUCCACCCUCAGUUUCUGCAACAGUUUCUGUACUUGCUAAAUUUUAGUCUGUUCAGAUGCAUGUUAUGAUUCAUGUCAGUUUUUUGCAAUAAAAGAAAAAUAUGCUGUUCCAACCAUCCCAGUUACAUAAUAUGAUAUUUUUAGCUAAGGCACUUUUUCAGGCUAACAAUCUGCUGAAUAAUAUAAACUAUCAGUACACAAAUAUGUGAAAAUUAGUUUUGAACCCAUUGAAAUAUUGCAUAGUCUGCACUGCAUGCCCAAACCCAUUUAAUGGUAUUUCUAUUUUUUUAUAUUUUGUAUUUAUUAUCUUGACAAACCAACAUAUUGUUCAUGUUUUCUGCAAAGUCUGGUUCUCUGAAAAAAUACAAAAUACAAUCCCAAGUCAAUAUCAUAAAAGUUAUUGAAAAAUGAUAUCCAUUAUACAUUAUUUUUUAGAUUACAGUAUGUUACAUAACAAAUCUUUUUAUGGUAUGAGCCUUUGUGUUCAGGAAAAUAUGUAUAAAUAUAUUGUAUAUGAUUUGUAUAUAAAUACACUAUAUUUCUUAUGGGGUUUCUCUGCAUCUUUUUGGUUUAAUGUUUUCGUCCUUUUUAAUACAACUAAUGUACUGUGCUGUAGCUUGAACAUUUUCAAUGAUGAUGCAUCUAUUAUUGUGAUGUAAAGAGUUAUGUAGAAAAAGAAAACACAGAAAACAAGCAUGUAAAUGUUCAAAGAAAACACAAUAAAAACAAAGGAAACCAUGGAGGUGACUUUAA